Messenger RNA from Salvia splendens (bonfire salvia), 747 nucleotides. RefSeq lists its product as uncharacterized. NCBI's taxonomy places the organism in Eukaryota, Viridiplantae, Streptophyta, Magnoliopsida, Lamiales, Lamiaceae. Bases 1 to 747 code for a protein of 248 amino acids. The transcript has a single exon. The record is from RefSeq and is a predicted model, not a curated record.
AUGGAGGAUCCUCCGCCGCUGCCUCCAAUUCUAGCGCCACGCGGCAGCGGAAGAAGAAGCUGUGGCGAUUCGAACUCACCGGAAUUCGAAUUUUGGAUGGUCAGAAACCCGUCACUCCCGCCGCCGAAUCUUCUAUCCGCCGACGAACUCUUCUCCGGCGGCGUACUCCUCCCCCUCCACCAUCUCAACCUCUCCAAUGAGGCAGAGUCCGACGCAUCCCAAUCGGAUCGAGGCCCCGACCCCGAAUCCUCCGCUGUCGAAUCGGCGGAAUUGUCGGCCAAUUCGGCGUUGACUUCGUCAAAGCGGUGGAGAGAUAUUUUCAGAAAAAACGAUAAGAGAAUUGGGGAAGAUCGCAUCAUUAAGGAGAGGAGAGGAGAUAAGAAGAGCGGUAGCGUGAGUGCAUGCUCGGCAGAGCUGAACAUAAACAUAUGGCCAUUCGCGAGGAGUGGAUCCGCCGGUAACGCCUCAACUCGACCGCGCGCCCCCUGCUCUCGGAGCAACUCGAAGUCGAGGAAGUGGGCAGGCAGCCCCGGUAGAGGUGGGGUCCACUUGGGAAGAAGCAGGCAGGUCCGACGGAGAGUGCCGGUUGCCGGUACCUCCAAAGCUAGGGUUCUGAAUUUCAAAGUCCCCGUGUGUAUGGGCUACCGGCAGCGUUUUAGCUGUAGAAGCGAUGCCGCCGGUGGUAAAGGCCUACGUGGAGCUAAUUUGUUUAAUAUCAGAAGCCUCUUCACCAAGAAACUGUAUUGA